Messenger RNA from Corylus avellana, 2683 nucleotides. The record is from RefSeq and is a predicted model, not a curated record. NCBI's taxonomy places the organism in Eukaryota, Viridiplantae, Streptophyta, Magnoliopsida, Fagales, Betulaceae.
AUUGCUAAAGAAGUUAUGAAUAUAGGUGCUAUCAUUGAUGUUAAUUCCCGCAUAGGCAAAGAAGAGAAAAUCGGCAUGGAAAUUGCGGUUCAGAACUUCAACAAAAAGUCCAAGACUCACAAACUCUCCCUCUCUAUCCAGCAUCCUCAUAGAGUAACUUCUAUUGCUGAAGAGAUGAUUAAAGAGAAGAAGGUGAAAGUGAUUAUCGGCAUGCACACGUGGCAGGAAGCAGCUGUGGUAGCCGACAUGGGAAAUGAAUCUCAAGUUGCUGUUAUUUCAUUUGCAGCACCCGCCAUUAACCCAUCGCUGAUGCAACUCCGUUGGCCUUUCUUAAUACAAAUGGCUAAAAAUGGUUCUGAAGAAAUACAAUGCAUUGCUGAUAUUGUUCAAGCGUACAAUUGGAAAAGGGUCGUGGCGAUUUAUGAAAAUGAACCCUAUGCCGGUGAUUCUGGGAAGUUGGAACUUUUGUCGGAGGCUCUCCAAAAUGUGGGUUCGGAGAUUGAGUACCGUUUGGUUCUUCCACCAUUUUCUUUUCUCCCUGAUCCGGUAAGAGUCGUCCAAGAAGAGCUUGAUAAGCUACUGCAUAUCCAAUCUCGGGUUUUCAUAGUUCUUCAGUCAUCAUUAGAGAUGGUGACUCAUUUGUUCAGAGAAGCUAAGCCGAUGGGACUUGUAGGGAUGGACUCGGCAUGGAUAAUUGCAGAAAGCAUUACAAAUUUGCUGGAUUCUGUUAACAACUCCGUUAUUUCCUCCAUGGAAGGCGCGUUGGGAAUCAAGACCAACUAUUCUGAGAUCAGCAGGCAUCAUCAUUUUUAUUCCCAGUUCCGGAAUAAUUUCAGAAGUGAAUAUCCGGAAGAAGAUAAUUCUGUGCCUGGAAUUUAUGCCCUGCGAGCAUACGACAGCAUUGGAAUUGUUAUAAAAGCGAUGCAGAAAAUGGGAAGUCCAAAGAUGUUGUUAGAGAAGAUGUUAUCAAGCAAUUUCUCUGGUUUAAGUGGAAAAAUACGUUUCGAAGAAGGCCGGCUGUCGGAGCCUCCGAUGUUGAGGAUCGUAAACGUGAUUGGGAAGAGUUACAAAGAAAUAGAUUACUGGAAAACAAAGUAUGGGUUUUCGGAAAACCCAGCUGACAUAGUAGAAAAAGAGAAAAAUGGAAGUAGUAAUAUUGCUGAUAGAGCUAGAAGAUUGGCUGGUCCAGUAACUUGGCCUGGGAACUUACAACAUCGUCCUCCGAAAGGUUGGGAAAUGCCGACAAAUGCGAAGCCACUGAAGAUUGGAGUUCCGGGGAGAACAACGUUCGAGAAGUUUGUGAAGGUCGAGUAUGGAGAGACACCGAAUCAGAACAAAUAUGAUGGUUUUUGCAUUCAAAUUUUCCAUGAGGUGCUAAGCCUUUUAGAGUAUCAUCUGCCUUACGAAUUGGAGCCCUACAAUGGCACCUACGACGACCUGGUUCAACACGUCUAUAACAAGUCAUAUGAUGCUGUGAUCGGCGACAUAACCUUACUAGCCGACCGAAUGCAAUACGUUGAUUUUACAGUGCCGUUUGCGGAGUCGGGUUUGUCUAUGAUUGUUUUGGCGAAACCAGAAGGGUCGGCAUGGAUGUUUAUGAAGCCCUUCACGGUGGGAAUGUGGGUGGCGACUGGCGGCAUCUUGAUAUACACAAUGCUUGUGGUUUGGUUCCUGGAACGUCGAUGCAAUCCAGAGUUCAAUGGCCCCUGGAAGAACCAGAUUAGUACUGCACUUUGGUUCACCUUCUCCUCUCUCUUCUUUGCUCAUAGGGAAAAAAUAUACAGCAACCUGAGUCGUUUGGUGAUUGUACUAUGGCUCUUUGUGGUGUUGGUCCUGACAUCAAGCUACACCGCUAGUCUGUCUUCAAUGCUGACAGUUCAACGGCUCCAACCCCAUGUAACCGAUGUAGAGUGGCUAAAGAAGAACAACUUGAAAGUUGGUUGCGAUGGUGAUUCAUUUGUAAGGACAUACCUGAAUAAUGUGCUUCACUUCAAGACAGACAACAUCUUGAACGUCACCAGCGAAUACAGUUACACAGGAGAAUUUGAAAGCAACAAUAUCUCUGCUGCCUUUCUUGAACUCCCAUAUGAGAAAGUUUUCCUCAAUAAGUACUGCAACGGCUUCAUUGGCACCAGACCCACCACCAGAUUUGGAGGAUUGGGCUUUGUAUUCCAGAAAGGGUCCCCAAUAGCCAGGGAUAUUUCGAAAGCCAUUCUGAGUCUGUCAGAGAAUGGUAAGUUAAAGGUACUGGAAGAGGAAUGGUUGACUCCCAUGGACGAGUGUUCAAGCAACAUAACUUCCAACAGCACUCAAACCCUGAGCCUCCAAAGCUUUUGGGUGCUGUAUCUGAUAUCCUUUGUCACUUCCACCAUUUGUUUUCUACUAUCACUAAAUUUCUCACCAAUAAAUCAUCAGAAACAUCAGCAUGCAUACGAAGGAAAUGUAGCUCCAGAUGAUGGAAGUGUUUGGAAGAAGGCAGUUAGAAUAGUAGGAUACUUUCAUAUCAAAAGUCCAAGAACAACUCCAACUUUAGCGGACGCAUCGGAUAUAAAUGCAGACACAACAGAUCAUGUAAAUGAUUGUUCUUCUGAGACUCCGGAGCCUGUCGAGUCCUCCCCACCAGCUGAAAUAGAAAUGCUAUGAACUCCUAACAGUAGGAAGUAGGAAGUAAGACUCAGAAUAA